Macrosteles quadrilineatus (aster leafhopper) is the source of this 642-nucleotide messenger RNA. Its product is annotated as alpha-tubulin N-acetyltransferase-like. Gene Ontology annotation, cellular component: microtubule. Lineage: Eukaryota; Metazoa; Arthropoda; Insecta; Hemiptera; Cicadellidae. Gene Ontology annotation, biological process: alpha-tubulin acetylation. The coding region runs from base 1 to 642 and encodes 213 amino acids. The transcript is spliced from 5 exons. The record is from RefSeq and is a predicted model, not a curated record. Gene Ontology annotation, molecular function: tubulin N-acetyltransferase activity.
AUGGGACUAGCCUCGGCGAGAGCACAAGGCCUACACCAUCCUAUCACCAGUGCGGAGAGAUUAAGAAUCUGUGAUCACACGCUCUAUAUCAUGAUGGACCCUAGAGACAACCAUGGAAAAGGAAGCGUUGUUGGUAUUCUGAAGAUGGGAGUGAAACAUUUGUUCCUGUCUGACCCAACUGGCAUGGUCCAUGAGAAGGAAACAUUGUGCGUACUUGACUUCUAUGUCCAUGAAUCAAAGCAGAGGACUGGAAUAGGAAAGAGAAUGUUUGACUACAUGUUAGAGGACAAAGACAUUAAGCCUUGUAAACUAGCGAUUGACAGACCAUCUCAAAACAUCUUGUACUUCUUGAACAAGCACUACGGGUUAGCAAAGAUAUACCCUCAGAACAACAACUUUGUCCUGUUUGAAGGCUUCUUUGAUGAAAAACGUGAUGUCAGAUCCUCUCUUGAAUACUCAUAUAGAUCUGAGAAGUCCAGGCAUGAACAGGAGGAUCGCGACAACAAUCAAGCUGUAACUGACAGGCGGGCGUCUGAGGUCAUGUCAAGCACAGAACACAGUUACAGCUUUGGCAAUGGGGCAGUGGCCUCCCCCAGACAGGCCUCCUCCACAGAUUUUCCUUCAAAAGGUAAGCUGUCUUGA